AUGAGAGAGAAAAAUUUAAAUUUUCGAAGUGAAUCAAUUUUUUCUGGGAGCCGCAGUUUUUUUGAUAUUUUGGAAAACGUAGAUGAUGAAAAAGAAGCUAAGAGGAGUGCACAUUUUUUUAAUAGUAAUAAAAAUGUUCUUUUAAAUUUAUUUAAAGGUACUAAUCAAAAUAAUAAUGUAAAUAAUAUAUUAUUAGAGAAGAAACGUUUAGUUUCUAAUCCUAGAAAUAAUAAGUGUGUUAAUAAAGAAUGUAAGAAUAAUGAAUUAUGUAAAAUCGAAUUAAAAGAUGAAUUUAAGAAGAAUGAAGAAAUUAUUAAUAAUGAAUGUAAUUGUUCCAAAAAAAAUGACUGGAUAAAAAAUUUUUGUUGGUUUUGUUCUUUACAUAUAUUAAAUGAAAUAUUAGAAAAACAAAUUUAUAAAGAAAAAAUUCAUGAACAUGUAUAUGAUUUAAUUUAUGAUGAGGAUACUUAUUUUGAUACCAGUUCUAUGAUGAGUAUACCAUAUGAAUUUGCUAGAUUUAUGAUUACCCAAUUAGAUUAUAACACUUUACAUGAAAUAAAACUAAAUAAUAUAAUUAAAGAAGAAAAAUAUUUAUUUAAAAAAUAUAGUAAAAAAAGUGCACACAAUAGUAAAAAAUAUGAUGAAUAUGAAGAGGAAGAAAUAUAUAAAUCUGAUCAAUCCAAUAGUACUUGUAGUCUUAUAAGUGAUGAUACUACUUUAAAUAUUAAUAUGAAGAAUACAAAUUUGGAUUAUAGUAAUUAUUUAAAUAUGCGAAAGGAAUUAUAUAAUAACAACAACAAUAAUGAUAAUAAUGAUAAUUAUGAUAAUAAUAAUAAGAAUAAUGUUGGAGAUACUCAGGUUACUAUAAAACGAACUAGAAGAACUAAGAAAACAUUCUAUGAUAGUAACAAUGUAGGCAAUUCUGGAAGCACAGAUUUAUUUAAUUUUAAAAAAGUUUUGUCAUCGUCAGAAAGUAUGUUAAAUAAAAAUGAUGAAUAUUAUAUGGAUGAAAAUAAAAGGGAUCAUAACAAUAUGGAGAAUAAUAUUAAUUAUUCUAAAAAUUAUAGUAAUAAUAACAAAUAUGUUGAACAAUUAUAUCUAGGAAAAUAUACUAAUAAGAAACAAUUAACAAAUGAUUCAAAUAAAAUUAAUAAUAAAAAUGAUGAUUUAUUUAGUGAAAAUGUAAUGUAUGAAGAAAACAAAAAGAAUAAUUUUUUAAGUAGGAGAAGAAAUAAUAGUACCUUACCAACAUAUCAUAGACCAUAUAAAAAAAAUGCUAGUCAUAGUAGUUAUAGUUCUAUUCCUUUUUGGAAAUCCAAAAGAUUAAGUGAUUCAAUAGUAUAUUCAAAAUAUUUUAAUGAACUUCAUAUGAAUAAUAAAAUAAAAAAAAAAAAAAACAAAAAAAAAGAAAAUUCUUUAAAUAAUAAGGUCUAUAGAAAUUAUCUACUUAACUACAAUAUAUAUAACUCAUUCAAUAAUCAAAUAGAAAAUAAAACGGUUCCAUCACAAAUUAUAAAUCGUUAUAGUAGUGGACGUUAUUUUGAAAAUUCUAGAAUGGAAUAUGAAGGAAGAAAUAAUGAUAAAUCCUUUAUGUCUUAUGGUGCUUUAAAAAGAUGUAGUUCGUGCACGAUAUUAUUAAGAGAAAAAAAAGAAAAGAAAAAGAAUAAGAAAAUGAAAAAUGAAUAUGAUGAAGAAAUGAAGAUAUAUUUAAAUGAGGAAGAAAUAAAUAAUGAUGACAAUAAUGAUAUUUUCUAUGAUAAUAAAUAUAAAGAGGAAUAUAUUUCUAAAGACAAAAAAAUAUAUAAUAAAUAUAAAAACAACUUAAAUCAUAUAAAGCAAUUUUAUUGUCUUAAUGAAACUGAAAAGAAGCCUUUUCCAAUAUGUCUAUAUAAUAAUGUCAAAUCAUUUGAAUAUAUAAAACAAUGUUAUCGUUGUUGUUGUUUUUUUAAUACAAAAUGUUGUCAUUGUACUGAAUGUAAAGAGAAAUAUCAUAUGAAACUUAAGAAUCCACAUUAUUUUAUUUUUCAACAUGGAUUAACAGCAAGUGUACAUGAUUUUCAAAAUAUUUUUAAUUCUUUAUUAACUAAAUAUCCUCAUGUAUUUGUAUAUAUUACAUAUAGUAAUCAAGGACACACAUUCGAAGGUGUAGAUGUAGGAACAGAGAGAAUAUGUACUGAGUUAAAUUGUUUAUUUAAAAUAAUUAAUGAUAAAAUAAACAUUUCUAUGAUUGGUCAUUCAUUAGGAGGUAUAUUAAACCGUUCUGUUUUAUUAAAUUUGAAUAGAAAGAAAAUAUUUAAAAAUAAGAAAUUAAUAAAUUUUAUUACAUUUGCAUGUCCACAUAUAGGUGUACAUGAAAAUAUGGCUAUUAUGAAAGUUUUAUCAACUUAUCUAGGUGCUCAUACUAUUGAUGAUUUAAAUAAUAAAACAACGUUAUUAUUAAAAAUAGCUAGUGUUGAAAGUAUAAAUAUUCUUAAAAAAUUUGAAAAUAUAAUAUUUUAUGGAAACACACAAUCAGAUUGGUUAGUGGGUAUAAGAACAUCUUUAAUAUUACCAUAUACUUUAUUUAAUGAGGAGUUAAUAUUAUUUAUUAUAGAACAGGCAAAGAAUGUCCCUGAAAUACCUAUAAACAUAUUUUCUGUUGUUCAUUUGUAUAUGAGAAAGAAGAAAUUACUUUUUUUUUAUUUCUAUCAAGAUUUAAAAAACCCUAAUUAUUUAUUGAAUAAGAGAAAGGAGCAGAGUAAAUUUCUUGAUCAGAUGUUACAAACAAUAAUAUCUUCUCGUAAAUUAUUAUCUUCUACUAACACAAAAAAGUUUAAUUUGUUUUCAAAUUAUUAUUCCAAUGUUGGUGUGGAUAAGUUCAAGGGUGUGCACAAUGAAUUCAAUAAAAAUAUAAAUAAUGAUAAAAAUGUUUAUUCUGAUGGUACUAAUAAUAUUGUAGAGAAGAAAGAUAAAAAGGAAGAUGGUCAACAAGGUUGUUAUUCGAAUGUUGGAAAUAAUAAUCAUAUGGAUAAUACAAAUGAUAGUGAUAUUACAAAUAAUAAUAAUAAUAAUAAUAAUAAUAGUAAUAGUAAUAAUAAUAUAGUCCAAUCUGUAAUUAUAUACGAUAAUAAUAAGUGUGAGAAUAAUAGCAAUUAUUUAUUAUAUACUCCUCCAUAUGUAAAUAAAAGAAAUGUAGAAAAUAAUUUAAAUUUGAAGGGACAUAUAUUUCCUCAUGAUAUAAAUACUCAGAUGAUGCCUAUACACUUCAGAAAAAAUAUAUCAAGUACAAAAAAACAAGGUAAAAAUAAAAAGAUUGAUCAAAUCGAGAGAAAUAUUUUACAUGAUAAAAUGUAUAUGCAACAUAUCGAUGGAUUUAAUGAAAAUAAAAAAGAUAUUAAUGAUAAAUAUGAGCAGGGUUCUUAUUAUAAAUCACAUACAUAUCAUGAUAUGUUUAUAGAAAAAAUGAAAGAAAAUAAAAAUAUGUCCACUUUGGUAUGUAGGUCUGAUAUGAAUAAUACAGAUAAUACAGAUAAUAUAGAUAAUAUAGAUAAUAAAAUGGAAUAUGGAAAAAAUGAUACAAGAGAAAAUAAAAAAGAAAAUGAGCAUACUCAUCAUAAUAUUAUAGAUGUAUGUAAUGGUAACAAUAGCCAUAUGUGUAAUACGUCAAAUUGUGAUGAACCCUUAUUAUAUGAUAAAAUAGAAAAAACUAAAAGCUUUGAGUGUAUGUAUAUGGAUAAAAAUGAGAAAGAACAUAUAAUAAAUGAGAAUAAAAGCAUGAUUCAUAAUAAUGAUAAUUAUACAUUUACCGUAUCUGAAAAUAGUAAUUGUUCAAAUAAAAAUUCUAUUAGUAGCAAGGAUGAUAUAUAUAAUAAUAAUAAUAAUAUCAAAUGUGAUAAAAUUACUUAUACAUGUGGAACUUUAAUUUCUAAUCAUGAAGAUAAAAUAAAUAUAUGUGAUGACAAAACUAAGAAUAUAAAUAUAAAAAAUGAUAUAAAUAUAAAGGAUGCUACAAAUAAACAAGUUAUAAAUAAAAAUGUUAUAAAUUAUAAAAUGAAUGAAAAUAAAAUUGAAAAUAAUAUCACACUUGUUAAUAAUAAAAAUAAAUUAGUUGUCCAUAAGAAUAAUAUUUAUAUGACAAAUAUAAAUUCGAUUGAUGAAAAGAGAACAAAGUUUGGUGAGUAUAAAGAUUUUGAGAAAUUAUUUUUUGAUUGUUUAAAAAGUAAAAUAAUUAAUGAUAUCAAAACAUUAGAUAACAAUUUAAAAAAAAAAAAAAAAAAAAAAAUUGAAACAAAUAAAUUGUUCUCUAUACAAAAUACAAUCAACAUGAUCAAAAAUUAUAGUUUCUUAUACCCUUCCAAGAAUAGUAACAAUGAAGAUAAAAAAAAAAAAAAUUCAAAAAGCAGUACUGAAACAAAUGGUAGUGCAAAUAAUAAUAUAGAGAAUAAAAAGGACAUUCAUAUGAAUAACAAAUUGGAAGAUGAAAGUCUUGUUAUGAAAAAUUAUAAUGUGGAAGAAAAAAAUUCAUGGGGUAAAGAAAAAUUUAAAAAAUUAAUGGAUACAUAUUUUAAUGAAAAAUUAUUAAAGGAUACAAAAGGAAGUGAUAAGAUAAAUGAAAGUAAUAAUAUAAAUCAACAUGAACAAACUUAUAUACCAUUUGAUGAUGAUCAGAAUGAAGAAUAUGAUUAUAUUAGCGAAUUUUUUCAUUCCUCAUCUGAAGAAAAUGAUAUAUACCCUCCUAAUAACCUUUUAUCAUGUAAACAACAUGAAUCAAAAAAAAAAAAUAAAAAUUAUAUUAUUGAUGAAAAUAGUAAAUAUGUAGAAUUUAAAAGUAAUAAAAAAAAAGAAGAAUAUAUAAAAAGAAAUAAAUUAAAAAGAAAUGAUUUAUUAAAAGGUAUAACAAAAUAUGAUAAAAAACAAUAUAAACAAAUAUUAUUUUAUAUUUAUACAAUAUCAAGUGAUGAAUUAUUAGAAAAAUUUUUUAAAAAUCCAGAACUUUUAUAUUAUGAAGUAUUAUUUUAUUGUUUAAAUAGAUUACCGAUUCAAAGAUAUUCUAUAGCUAUACCUAUAUAUUCUAAUGCGCAUGUACAAAUCAUUGCACAUCCAAGAAUAUGUUCUGAAGAAUCUGCUAUAGUCAAACAUUUUGUUGAACAUUUAAUUCUUUAA
This is a messenger RNA of Plasmodium adleri (nom. inval.), 5142 nucleotides long. Its product is annotated as serine esterase, putative. The record is from RefSeq and is a predicted model, not a curated record. The transcript has a single exon. The coding region runs from base 1 to 5142 and encodes 1713 amino acids. Lineage: Eukaryota; Apicomplexa; Aconoidasida; Haemosporida; Plasmodiidae.